CAAGCGGGACAAUCACAACUCAUAUUCCUCGGUAGGCCAACCGAAAGAUGAACAAACAAGGCAAGCAACAAUGGAGGCCUACCGAAUUAAUUCAAGCACAAACCAAUUCCCGAAAUUCCCCACUAAACCACAAUAUCAAUCCUCCACAAAUGACAAGUAAAAGUAUAGAAGCAAACCUGGAGGCACAAGAGGAUAUCGUGGGGAAGGUGAGGGAAGACCGAGAGACCACCAAAAUCGCCGGGAAACUCGCCGGGAGGCUCGCCGGAGUUUCGUCGCUGGCGACUUCACCUGAGCCAAACUCACCCAAAGCUUUGGGGAAUGAAGCCCCAAGUACCAGGAACGCGGUGGUGGUCGCGGUUUCUCGAUCAGAGAUCCGAGGAGGGAGAUCGGGCCGGAGGAACACCGAAGGGUCGCGGUUUUCCGGCGACCCAAACCACCACGAAACUCGACCCCACUGGUAUAGACUUGUGGGCGCCGACGAGAGGAGCACGGGGGUGGUCUCGGAAUUUAAUUUGGACCUCCGGUGAGCGAGAUAUGGUUGGAAAACCACCGGAGAAGAGAGUGGUUCGAGUUUUCCGGUGAGAGGGGAGAGAAACUGACCAGAAAAAUGGGGGAGAGAGAGAGUGGGGUCUCGGCCGCCACUUUUUAAACGAGGCUCGGGGGGAAUUACGGGCAGGAUUACGGCCGUAAUUCCCCCUGGCCUUGCCCGUAAUUUAAUGGCCGAGCGCACUCUGCCCCUUCUGGGCGAAUUACGGGCAGGGGUGUUAAGAAUUACGACCGUAAUUCUUACCCCCUUGCCCGUAAUUUCUAUGCCGAGCCCGUUUUUCAGUUUUGCUGUUCUGGAAAAAAUUACGGGCAGGGGG
Linum trigynum is the source of this 863-nucleotide messenger RNA. The record is from the annotation of a GenBank genome assembly. NCBI's taxonomy places the organism in Eukaryota, Viridiplantae, Streptophyta, Magnoliopsida, Malpighiales, Linaceae.